Molecule: messenger RNA, 516 nt
Organism: Olea europaea var. sylvestris
Lineage: Eukaryota; Viridiplantae; Streptophyta; Magnoliopsida; Lamiales; Oleaceae
Product: RING-H2 finger protein ATL33-like
Exons: 1
Coding region: 1-516 (171 amino acids)
Source: RefSeq, a predicted model, not a curated record
AUGAACACCACCACCACACACUCAAGUGCUCCGCGUCCUUCCCCGGCCGGGCAGGCUCCGAGCUCCGACAUCUCCGUCCGCACGGCCCUCCUCUGCCUUGUAGCAGUGAUAACCACACCAUUAAUUAUCUACACAUUCUUUUUUGCUAUGAGAUUUCCUCGGAAUCCUUUCCGGCGAUCUAGCCGCCGCUCCGGAAUACCGGACGGAGAAGUGAGAUGUAACGGUAAAGAAUUCGAACUGGUUUGUGGCGUUAGGAAAGAGGCGCGUGCAAAAGAAACCGCCGGAAGCGAGUGCCCUGUGUGUUUAUCGGUUUUUGUUGAGGGAGAAGGGAUUAGGCAGUUGAAUGCGUGUAAACACGCUUUUCAUGUUGAGUGUAUUGAUAAGUGGCUCUAUUCGCAUUCGAAUUGCCCGGUAUGUCGUGUUUCUGUUUCGGUAAAGCGCUGUAAACGGACUUCAAAUAUUGGCGGAGAUGAAGAUUUCCGGCAAGGUUUGCCGGAUGCGGCUAACCUGGUUUGA